AUGUCCCUGAAAAGAAUAAAAUACAUGUUUCGGCAAAGAUCAAGAAUUGCUCAUGCUGUCCUAUCAAAUGUGACCAAUGGAAAACCCAUUGUAAAUAGAAAUUCCGUUGGUUUAACAAAUUUGUAUUAUACCAUAAGUGAACGUUUAAUAACGUUGCAUCCGAAGUGGGCGGAUUAUUGUCUCAAAAUCCGCAGAAUUCAAGAACCAAACCUUACUCACUUAGAGUCUUGGCUGCAAGAAAGAAUCCUUGCAUCGAAGACAUCAUACCUUCCUGACGACUUCCCUGGUAGAAGCUUGUACACAAUUCCAGACCAAAAUCGGAAGAACGACCGAAGUAAUAGGAGAAAGGAUGGAGAAGAUCAAAACGAUAAUCAAUGGACUGGAACUCUCCAUCGCAAGGCUAAUGACUACAAUGUUUGUCGGAUAUGCAAGAAACAUCCAUUUUUCAAAUGUCCAACAUACAAGGAAAUGGCUCCAGAGAAACGAUUUCAGGCUGCGAAGAAACUUGAGAUGUGUUACAACUGUUUAAAACAAGACCAUUUCACUUCGAAAUGCACAUCAAAAAAUAGCUGCUUCGAAUCCGGAUGUUCCGAAAGACACCACACAACGCUUCAUAAAUAUACCUGUCAAGUUGAUUGGUUUGGACUCAACUUGACAACAACGUACGCUCUUCUCGAUUCUUGCAGUCAAAGUACCCAUCUCAGUCGAGAUGUUGCUAAAAAACUGAAAUUGAAGACGAAAAGCAAAAUAAUAUCAAUCAGUACGAUAAAUGAUACUGGUAAUGAGAUUAAAGUAAAGGAGGCGAAGCUGAAUGCGAAAUCUACACUAGACGAUUUAAACGUACAGAUUGAUCAAUGCUACAUCGUUCCAAAAACACACUUUCACAUGCCUACGCAAAUAUAUCCUGAGGAUAUCUCUCGUUUCGAGCACAUCAAAGGAAUUAAACUUCACAACGUACAAAGCGGUCAGAUUGGUAUAUUAAUUGGUGCAAAUGUUCCGUCUGCGCACAUACCGCUUGAUGUGACAACCGGAAUCGGAUCAAAGUUAUCAGCCAUAAGAACCGUAUUUGGUUGGACGCUUUUCGGAACACAUGGUCGCAUUGGCAAUCCUUUCGUAAAUAAAUUGCAUCUGGAAUCAAAGGAAAGUAUUCAUGACGUUGUACAAAGGUUGUGGGAACAAGAUUCAAUUGGAAAUGUGAACGACAGGGAUCCUGCGCCAUCUGUUGAAGAUAAAAUCUGUCUGCAUAAACUUGAUCUACAGACCAGAUUUGACCUAAGAAAGUACGAAGUCCCUAUGCUAACAAUCGUGCAACGGCAGAAAAGAGGUUUGCACACCUACUUCAAAGACUAA
Messenger RNA from Hydractinia symbiolongicarpus, 1350 nucleotides. RefSeq lists its product as uncharacterized. The transcript is spliced from 2 exons. Bases 1 to 1350 code for a protein of 449 amino acids. The record is from RefSeq and is a predicted model, not a curated record. NCBI's taxonomy places the organism in Eukaryota, Metazoa, Cnidaria, Hydrozoa, Anthoathecata, Hydractiniidae.